Molecule: messenger RNA, 855 nt
Organism: Cynara cardunculus var. scolymus (artichoke)
Lineage: Eukaryota; Viridiplantae; Streptophyta; Magnoliopsida; Asterales; Asteraceae
Exons: 1
Coding region: 1-855 (284 amino acids)
Molecular function (GO): nucleic acid binding; zinc ion binding
Source: RefSeq, a predicted model, not a curated record
AUGGAAGAAGAUUUUCUAAAUCUUGAGCAAGGAAAUAGAUAUGUGAAAGAUUAUACAGAGAAGUUUAUUCAAUAUUCAAGGUUUGCAGAACAUUACAUCUCCACUGAAUCAAGGAAAGUGGAAAGGUACAUUUGGGGAUUGAAGUCAUCAAUCCGAGAAUUUGUGAUAGCCAUGAAUCCGACUACUUUUACUUCAAUAGUUGAUGCAGCAGAAGUGACUGAGAGGAACAAAAACAAACAGGAAGAAGGAAAGGUAAUAGAAAAACGAAGGUGGGAAGGUCCAGCAGCUGGAUACAGGGGACCAAAAACCAUGAAGUACACAAGCAAUCAGAGGUCAAUGCAAAAGUUCAAUAAGAAACCUUGUCCUAAAUGUCGAAAGAUUCAUCAAGGAGAGUGCAGGAUGGAACCAAAGAAAUGUUUCAAAUGUGGUAGUGUGGGCCAUCUGUUGAACAACUGCCCAACAGUAAAAAGAUGUUAUAAUUGCAACUCCACAGAUCAUCUGAGACCAAAUUUCCCAAAGAUGAAUGUUCCACAGUUGACUAUUGGAAAUAUCACAUCUUCUGGUCAAGUGAGACUAGGUACAAGCAAAGGAGCAACAGGAGGGGUACGGGGACGAUCAUUUCAUAUGAUCAAACUCGAAGCUGAAACUGUGCCUGAUGUAGUUACAGGUACAUUUCUUAUCAACUCCCUCGAUGCUAAAGUGUUAUUUGAUUCGGGAGAAAACUUUUCGUUUGUAUCUCCAUCAUUUGCUCAACAUGCUAAAAUGAAUUAUGUGCCUCUUGAUGACAGGUUAGUAGUUGAUACUGCUAAUGGUCAAGUAUGUGUGAAAUCUGUGUUUAAUAAUUGCUCUAUCUGA